Messenger RNA from Uncinocarpus reesii 1704, 1005 nucleotides. RefSeq lists its product as uncharacterized. The record is from RefSeq and is a predicted model, not a curated record. Gene Ontology annotation, molecular function: D-mannose binding. Lineage: Eukaryota; Fungi; Ascomycota; Eurotiomycetes; Onygenales; Onygenaceae. Gene Ontology annotation, cellular component: endoplasmic reticulum membrane; COPII-coated ER to Golgi transport vesicle; Golgi membrane. Bases 1 to 1005 code for a protein of 334 amino acids. Gene Ontology annotation, biological process: endoplasmic reticulum to Golgi vesicle-mediated transport; Golgi organization; endoplasmic reticulum organization. The transcript has 5 exons.
AUGCUUUCGCGGUUGUUUGCGACCCUGUUCUUAUGGGCACUGGGGAUCAGUGUGGUCGUUGCGAGCGAUGAGCAUACUGCCGACAAUGGCGCUGAUAGGAGGGUGCCGCCUUACCUAGACUCGGAUAUUCAUCAUCGCUGGUUUGACUUUGGAGGAGAUGCGAUCAUUCGCACCGACCAAUAUGUCCGUCUUACAGCUGAUCGCCCAUCUCAACGAGGCUGGCUUUGGUCGCGAGUGCCUUUAACUGCGACAAAUUGGCAGUUAGCGUUUUCAGCCCAAAAGUUGACUCUUGCCCGCCUUGUACAGAUUGAAUUCGAAUUCAAGAUUCAUGGCGAUGGUAGCCUUCACGGAGACGGCUUUGCGCUCUGGCUUACCAAGCAGCGCGCAACUUCCGGUCCAGUCUUUGGAUCGGCUGACAAGUUCGAGGGCCUGGGAAUCUUUUUCGAUACCUAUAAGAAUGGGCGAACAGGCGUUUCCUUUCCCCAGGUCAUGGCCAUGAUGGGGGAUGGCCAGACGGCCUAUGAUGCGGCGUAUGAUGGCAGAGCUAAUGACAUCGGUUCCUGCUCGGCACGUGGGCUUCGAGGGGCUUCAAUUCCCACAAAAGCUCGUCUUACUUACUUUCAGGACAAAUAUAUUUCGCUGGAUCUCCAAUAUAAGUCCGAUCACACCUGGACCCCCUGUUUCAAAAUUACUCCAAGCAACGAGGUAUCUAUUAAAAUACCUUCUAUUGCUUACCUAGGUUUUACGGCGGAAACCGGAGAGCUAAGCGAUAACCACGAUAUCAUAGAGAUUAACACUUAUUCUAUGUAUUCGCAACCUCAAGCUGCUCCCUCCAGUGACGGAAAGAAGGCCAAAUCAAAGAGUACAUUCGGAACUGGCGGGCAAGAGUCAGGAGGAAGCUGGUUUUGGACCUUGUUCAAACUUUUGAUGUUCUUGGCUCUGAUUGCGGGUGCCUAUGUUGGUUGGACGGCAUACAGAACCAGCCGACACGGCUCAAGGUUUUGA